Messenger RNA from Adineta ricciae, 1047 nucleotides. Lineage: Eukaryota; Metazoa; Rotifera; Eurotatoria; Adinetida; Adinetidae. The record is from the annotation of a GenBank genome assembly.
AUGUCUACCACUACAACUAGUAAUGCUCAAGCUAAACGAAAAGAAAUUUAUAAAUACGAAGCACCAUGGAUGGUCUACGCCAUGAACUGGUCGAUUCGACCGGACAAACGUUUUCGCCUUGCUCUGGGAUCAUUUGUCGAAGAAUACAAUAAUAAAGUACAAAUUGUUUCAUUAGAUGAAGAAACAUCAGAAUUUGUUGCUAAAUCAACAUUCGAUCAUCCAUAUCCGACAACAAAAGUGAUGUGGAUACCCGAUACGAAAGGCGCUUUUCCGGAUUUAUUAGCGACAAGUGGUGAUUAUCUACGAGUUUGGCAAACGAGCGAUAGUGGUACUCGAUUGGAGUGCUUAUUAAAUAAUAAUAAAAAUUCAGAUUUCUGUGCUCCUCUAACAUCGUUCGAUUGGAAUGAAGUUGAUCCCAAUCUAAUUGGCACAUCCAGUAUUGACACAACUUGUACCAUAUGGGGACUUGAGACAGGACAAGCGAUUGGUCGAACCAAUCCCGUCAGUGGCCACGUUCGUACUCAAUUAAUUGCUCACGAUAAAGAAGUCUAUGAUAUUGCAUUCAGUCGCGGUGGUGGUGGUCGUGAUAUGUUCGCAUCAGUUGGUGCCGACGGAUCAGUUCGAAUGUUUGAUCUACGACAUUUAGAACACUCAACAAUCAUUUACGAAGAUCCUCAACACCAUUCUCUGCUUCGUCUGGCAUGGAACAAACAAGAUCCGAACUAUUUAGCGACAUUUGCUAUUGAUUCGAUGGAAAUUGUUAUUCUGGACGUUCGAAUUCCUUGCACACCAGUUGCUCGCCUCAACAAUCAUCGAUCGGGCGUAAAUGGCAUUGCAUGGGCACCUCAUUCUGCGUGUCAUAUUUGUACUGCUGGUGACGAUCGUCAAGCAUUGAUCUGGGAUAUCCAACAGAUGCCACGAGCAAUUGAAGAUCCUAUCCUCGCUUACACAGCUGAAGGAGAAAUCAAUCAAGUACAAUGGAGUACUACUCAGCCAGAUUGGAUUGCAAUUUGUUUUAAUAAUUUUCUCGAAAUAUUGCGUGUAUAA